AUGUCUGACCAAUGCGUGCCUGAAGUCGCGCCACCAUUUACUGUUGCCAUUGUCGGUGCCGGCAUCGGUGGUUUGGCACUUACGCAAGGCCUAAGACGACACGACGUUCCUUUCACGCUGUAUGAGGCGGCGCCAUCCUUCAGUACAGUCGGGGCUGGCGUGGGCCUUGGUCCCAAUGCCAUACGUGCCAUGGAGAUGAUACAGCCUGGGUUCACGGAAUUGUACGAGAGCAUAUCCAGCGGGAACGUCACCCCAGGGAAAGAUCAUGUGAUGAUGGACGCAAUGUUGGUGGAGGAAGGCCUGGGUGAGAAGAGGGGCUUGCGGCCGAUGUCCUAUGGAGCACCAUGUUAUGAUCGAACAAGUGCGCAUAGAAAAGACCUGCUUGACAUACUCACGGCUGGGAUUCCCGAAGAAAGCGUGCGCUUCAAUAAACGCGUAAAGAGUUUAUCACAAAACGAGCGGGGUGUGGCCAUUGUAUUUGAGGACGGAGAGAUUGUCCAGGCGAGUUGCGCAAUUGGUUCAGAUGGAAUCAAGGGUGUCACUCGUGGUGCUGUCCUUGGCGGCAGGUGGCCUGAGUAUGUCGAAGCCGAAUAUACUGGCAAAUAUGUAUAUCGAUCCAUCAUACCAAUGAGGGAUGCCAUGAGGAUACUCGGAAAUGAUGUGGACGGUAAUAAUAUUGCUGGUGAUGCCAAGAUGUUUAUGGGGGAUAAAUCCAUCGUUACAAUGUUUCCGAUCUCAAAAGGUACCCGAUCUAACAUGGUAUGUUUCCGACUCGACGAUGGACUAUGGACUCAUCCGGAAUGGACAAAGCCUGUCGCUCGAGAAGAAAUGAUACGGGACAUUGCAAAUCUCGGUGUCGAUAAGCGCCUAGUCAAGCUACUUGAUUGGGCGAAUCCUCUUCAAUGGGCUCUCUUCCACCAUCUCAUCACACCGACAUAUUUCGAUCGGCGACUAUGUUUGCUUGGCGACUCUGCUCACGCCACUCUGCCGCAUCAGGCGUCCGGAGCUGGUCAAUGCAUUGAGGAUGCUUUGAUUAUGUCGCGGUUGCUAGCCCUGGUCAAACACGAAAGCCAGAUCCAGGCAGCAUUCUCUGUAUUUGACGGAAUUCGUCGGCCACGGGCUCAACGCGUAGUCCAGACUAGCCAAGAAGCUGGUGAUUUGUGUGCGUUCAGGGCCCCCGGGAUCGGAUCAAACAUGAACAAGAUUGUGGAGAACCAAGCCCAGAGAUACUUUUGGAUUUGGCUUCACGAUCUAAAUGAGGACGUGAGGAAAGCCGAAUUGGAGUUCAAGGUAAUGACAAGACGUCCUAUUGACACGGCGUCCCUUCACCACGAAUAGCUGCGCUGACCUGUUGAGGCAUCUAUUCAUGAGUCAUACCCACGUGUAGAUCGGUCGUGUAUGGCCAGUAUUUUAGCGGAGCCAUAGAAUAUGAAGCUAUUUGAACAGGAUCAGCACCAAGAUGUGUGCAGCUUACAGGCAUGUACUUUUACCCAAGAGAUGUGAAGACCGUUACAAAGGAACCUGUGCCUAAACUUGUGAUUGAAAUUCGCUUUUGUGAUUCAUGUCAGAUAAACCCAUUUCUGAUGAUUUAGUUGAUGCAACGCAAGAAGAGCGGUCUGCUCUGGUGUGCCAUGAAACCUGUCCACCGGUCGACAUCGCCAAGACGUGGAAACCAAGCCAGGAUUCAAGGUUUGAAGCCAGGCACAACCUUACACGCCACAUUGAAACACCACGCGGGAAAGUCCCAUACGCUGUCACUUAUUUACAUUGAAAGAAUUCUGGUAGUUCUAUAGCUAAAAAGUUCAAUUGCUUGCAAAAAGAAUU
Messenger RNA from Truncatella angustata, 1824 nucleotides. RefSeq lists its product as uncharacterized. Bases 1 to 1338 code for a protein of 445 amino acids. The record is from RefSeq and is a predicted model, not a curated record. Gene Ontology annotation, molecular function: FAD binding. The transcript is spliced from 2 exons. Gene Ontology annotation, biological process: secondary metabolite biosynthetic process. NCBI's taxonomy places the organism in Eukaryota, Fungi, Ascomycota, Sordariomycetes, Amphisphaeriales, Sporocadaceae.